AUGAUGCAAAACCAUCAGCUUCAGGGCCAAGCGGAGCUCGACGACAGCUCGCAAGUUUUUCGCUACAACUAUAUCCUCCUGACGACUCUGGGCCUCUGGCCUGCAAGUCUGAGCGACGUGCGUUUCUUCCUGAAUUUCGGCUACUUCUGCUACGAAAUGCUGCUCGAGUACCUCGACCUGUUUCUCUUUAUCGACAACUUCGAGAACGUCCUGAUGAACCUCACCGAAAACAUGGCCUUCUCACAGAUCUUUAUCAGAAUGCUCAUGCUGAGAAUCUACAACAGCGAACUCGGAGAAAUCAUCGGCGACGCCAAGAAGGAUUUCGAUGCUAAGAAUUACACGGAGGAGGAGAGGAAGACGUUCGUGGCUUACCACGUCAAGUCGAGAACCUUUAUGAAACUGCUGAUCACGAACACCGCGUUGACCGCGUCAUCGUACUAUGUCAAGCCACUGCUGGGGCAGAUGGGAGAACUAAUGGAAUACGCAAACUCGAACGGCGAAAACUCGACGUUCAUCUUUAUGCUACCCUACCGCUUCUACACGUUCUACGAACUGAAUGAUGCCCAGACGUACUUCUGGACUUACGGCUCGCAGCUGCCCUUCGUCUUCAUUAGCGGUUUCGGGCAGAGCGCGGCCGACUGCCUCAUGGUCACUCUGGUCUACCACGUUUCCGGACAGAUGGCCGUGCUCGCGCUGCGCAUCGCCAGCAUCGACACUCAUCCUUCCAAGUGUACCCAGGAGGUGCAGAAAAUCGUCAAGGCUCACAUCAGGCUACUUCGAAUGGGAAAAGUUAUUCAGAGAACCUUCAGUGCCACACUUCUCGGACAUCUCGUGGGUGCUACUUCUCUCGUUUGUAUCCUUGGGUAUCAAAUUUUAACGAGCCUGGCCAACGGAGAAAGAGCUAUUUUGAUUUCGUUUUUUGCAUUUAUAUUCCUAGUACUGCUGGUGCUCUAUGCCCAUUGUACCGUCGGCGAAAGCUUGAUAACAGAAAGCGAACGAGUAUCCCAAGCUUAUUACGAUUGCGAGUGGUACAAUAUGUCGAAGGAAAACGCUAGGAUAAUUAUCUUGUGCAUGGCUCGUUCACAAAAACCAUUGCAGCUGACUGCUGGUAAAUUCAGCAUGUUUUGUCUUCAAACGCUUACAGACAGCAUCAAAGCUUCGAUGGGAUACUUGUCAGUUUUGAGAACUGUCAUGUAA
This is a messenger RNA of Nasonia vitripennis (jewel wasp), 1197 nucleotides long. RefSeq names its product odorant receptor 289 (gene Or289). The transcript is spliced from 6 exons. Gene Ontology annotation, molecular function: olfactory receptor activity; odorant binding. Gene Ontology annotation, cellular component: plasma membrane. The record is from RefSeq and is marked inferred. Bases 1 to 1197 code for a protein of 398 amino acids. Gene Ontology annotation, biological process: sensory perception of smell; detection of chemical stimulus involved in sensory perception of smell. Lineage: Eukaryota; Metazoa; Arthropoda; Insecta; Hymenoptera; Pteromalidae.